Messenger RNA from Sphaerodactylus townsendi, 3124 nucleotides. It is a transcript of the gene MIIP, whose product is annotated as migration and invasion inhibitory protein. The transcript has 9 exons. Gene Ontology annotation, biological process: negative regulation of G2/M transition of mitotic cell cycle; negative regulation of cell migration. The record is from RefSeq and is a predicted model, not a curated record. Bases 1499 to 2881 code for a protein of 460 amino acids. NCBI's taxonomy places the organism in Eukaryota, Metazoa, Chordata, Lepidosauria, Squamata, Sphaerodactylidae.
GUGGAAAGGAGAACUCUGCACCUGCUCAGGGGCUCUCUUAUUCUUUCUUACUUGGUGCCUGGCUAAGACUGGGCAUUACAAACUGUUGUUGGGUCACUAUUAUCCUGAUGCAGUUCAGCGCUGCCUCUCAGAAGUAAACUAAAUGCUUGAGUGGGUCAAUAUCGCAAUUCCCUGUAGUCCUGGCAUGCUGAGUUAUUUAGCAUCUCAACACAGAACGAGUGCCCAGAAGUCAGUCCCCACAUUCUCUGAAUAUUUCUGCAUUCAACUCAGCAAUGAAUGGCAGUUGUCUGCACUGGUCUGGUUGUCGUGAGGUUCUUGUCAAAGGCUGCUUCCUCCGAGUUCCAUGGCAACCAACACAUGCCCGCUGGAGCCUGAAUAUAUCUUUUGGCAGCCAGAGCAAAGAGCGAGGGACUGCCCAGCAGUGGCCAAGAGAUUAAUGCCAGCCCUUCAUGGCAUUGGCCAAAGGAAGUUAUUCAGUGGCUGAAAUCUUUCAUUGAAAUUAUGAGCCCUUCAGGGGUGGGCAGUCUAUCAAUCUAAAUAAUAAUAAAAAUAAAAAUUAGAGGUCCGUCACUAGAUUAUCUGGAGGUGUUGUUCACACUGCAUUUAGGGCUGGCUGUGUUUCUUCUUCUGAGGAAAGACUGCAAACUUGGCUUCUAAAAAAGCGUGCUGGGCCAUCCUCAGGAAUCCGAUUAUCUUUGUUUGCCUGUUCCUCUUUAAGACAGCCCAAGCCCCCACCCAACCCCUCAGUUCUAAUUAUACAGUUUGUGGUCUGUACUGCUGUGUAUCGGAUGCUGUGGGUUGGAUCCCACUGUGUUAACUUUGCAUCAUUUAAUGUGGCCAGUUAACACUUAACGCUUCACUUCAGCUCUGUUGUACCAGACUUCUGGUUGGAGCUGCAACCCAAAUCCUUUUUCACUGUUUAUUGAAUCCCUCGGAUUGUAUUGACUCGCUCUGUGUGGUCCAUGUUGACUCCGAAGCGCUAUAAAUGAUGCAAUUAAAUAAAUUGGUAUUUUGUAGAGUUUUUAUUAAGCAGGUAUGUAGUAUUAUCUAUCCUAGGCCUAUAAAAAGUAGCAGCAUCCAAUUUUAAAACUGGAAGGGCUGUGCCUUCAGGCUUUUUCUGUCUCUGUUCUCUUCUCAUAAUCCAGGAGUGCUUCGUCAUUCGGGAAAUCUUCCAGCCCCUCACCCAGUACAGCAGUUUUAGUCUAUCAGCCCUUCCCCAGUUACUACUGCCUUAUCUAGAGGAUAAUUCAGAACCACGCUUUUAGAAGGAAUUUUAAGGGGAUGAUAUUUUAGCUUCAAGUUCAACUCUGGUUCGAAGGCAUAAUCAAGAGAUCCCUCUGAGCAUGUGCAGAGUGCAUUCCCCUUCCAGAAUGUGCAGGCACAUACACACUCCAGUUCCUUGCAUCCCCUGGACAGAACUGUUGUUUUAGAAAUUAAGAAGGGGCUUGGGUCUUUGCUUUCUAGCCUGCAUGUUCUCUCUCGAAGCAAGAGGUAGAAGAUGGACCUGGAACAGUUGGAGAAGCUGCGUCUUAUGAACCAAGAUCUCCUGAAGAGGCUAAAAGCAAACCAAGAAGAAUUUAAAAAGCAGCAGAUGGGAAAAUCUUUCCUCCCAGCCCUGCAAGCAAAAAGACAGCCUCAUGAGAAAAGGCGGGCCCAGGAUCCCCAAACAGAGAAAGAGAAACAAGGCCAGAGUCCUGAAGAGUUAACAAGCAUUGCGAUGAGGGCAUCCGGAGAAGCCGGACCCCAAGUGGCCAGAAUUGACCUUGGGUCCCCUUCGAAACCCAUCACUUCCCACAAGGAGAAGGAGGGAGAAACACCACAUCAAGGGGAUCAAGAUUCCCACGGGGCUGAGAAGACCACUGUGCUGUUAGCAACAGAUGGAGAAUCUGCCCGAGCGGCUGUGAAAAGAUGUGACUGCGCAAGAGACCCAGAAAGGAAAUCCAUUCCUUUGAGCCCAACAGAUGCUGAAACACACCUGGCUCAUCUGCAAAGGUCGAGGGACGGAGUGGAGCCGAGCCAGGUGCGAGCCAAAGGGAGCCAUGGACCCACGGUGUCGGCUCGGCUGCUAAAGGCUCCCAAAUCGAUCCUGCUCACACCACAACGCAAGGAAACCCAAGAGAAAAUGAAGGAGGCUGGGCGUGUGAUGUUUGUGUCUGACCCCGAAGAAUACACUCUCCCUGCAGACGAGUGGUCGGUUCGGCCUUUUCUGGGGUACGACUGGAUUGCAGGGUUACUAGACGUGGAUUCUUCAGUGUCAGAGAAACCAGAGCAGUAUUUUUCUGAGCUGCAGGACUUCCGGCGGGUGAACAAAGAAGCUUGCAUCUAUGAUGGAGUCUUUCGGUCAGAGGCUCUGGGCUCCUGGAUUCUCGAUCAAGAAUCAGAGACGGAAUCGACUUCCCACCAGUGCAUUUUCUGCUACCGCUUGAACAAGCGCCUCUUUGCCAUGCCUGUGGGUUCAGAGUCUGCCUGUCCCAUUUGCAAAACCCCCAGGACUCAGCAGCAUCUCGAGACUCUGGUGGAACCAGCAUUUGUCAGGGUCAGCAUCCCACGCUCUACCCUCCUCCCAGCAUACAAGCACAAAAUCCAUCGCAGGAAAAGCUACGAGCCGGCAGACGACCUGGCAUUGCCCUCGCACUGCCUGGCCGGCUGGGAGAACCCCAUCCAAGCUUUCAGCCCUACCUUAAGCAGCCUCGACCUCCGCAGUACCCUGGCUGCCGAGUCUUCUGGCCAUUUCGACUGGAAUUUGGUGUCUAGAGUAUCAGGGGGAACCAAGACCGAUGACCUCCUCAACGUUUCUCGUGUGACAGCAUUCGAACUCAGCAGCCUGUCUCGUCGGUGGCGUCACCGGAAGCGGCCUGGCCUCUCGUCACCUUCCAAUUAAAGUAAUUUCAUCACCACCAGCUGCCAAUUGAGGAUCAGCGAGUCUGGAAUUCAGGAAACUCAAAACAGAACAGCCUGCAUACCCACCUCCCAGCAAAGCACAGUUCAAGAAAAUAUGGGAUUGGAAACAGAAAUCUCCAAGGCAUUCACAGACACAAUUUAAAAGAGCGUUUUUUUCCCCCCAAAUUGUACUUGAAUGGGGAGGAGAUUUUUAAAUGUUUUUGAAUAAAAAUUGUUUUGCUUA